GCAUUCGUCUAUCAAACCGGGCCUCAGCCACACAUCCGAAGCCAGAAAUUAAAUUAUCAUCCACCAUUUUGUUUAUUUUCGGGAAAAUAACUCUUUACUCGGACACGUUAGUGAAUUUUUGUACAAUUCCGUCGUGCAAUAAAGUGUUCAAGUAUUUCAGGCAAUGGUAUAAAGAUUAAGGAAUGUGCUAUUAGCGUAUCUGUCUACCAUCAGUUCCCUUGUGUUGAAAUUUGCAGACAUCGGCCGCGCCGCUAGUAAACAUUCUUUGAAAAUUAACACCUUAUCCACCAAGAAAAAUAGGAAUCCGAGUGCGCAGGGAAGCCGAGUCGAUGAGAAAAAUUCGUUGAAAUUCGUUCAACGAAUUUUUCGCAAGUCUAAAGGGAGCAAUCCCCUGGCGUUAAAGGAAAUAUCAAGGAGUUGCGGGCGAGAGUCCCCGGUGGCGCGCCCGGCUAACAUGAACCACACGCCUGCCCCGGACAGGCAGCAUCACGACUCCAAUGUGAACCAGGUGGAAGAAAUGGAGACUCAAGAUGUGGAGACUGUUGACACAGCUACGGACAACUUCUUUGAAGAAGAUCUUAUGAAGGGGCCCAACGGCGAAAUCGUCAAGGAGACGCCGUCUUCUGACAUGCCGCUUGCCUGCCUGGACACGGAAAUGGAAGACGACGAGGCGAGAUCAGAGGCCACGUUCCGAUACACGGUGACCAACUUCAGAAACCUGAAGGACUCUGUUCUGUCGCCACCAUGUUAUGUCCGCAAUCUCCCUUGGAAAAUCAUGGUAAUGCCGCGUCAGGCGCCAUCGCCUGACCGCCAGCAGCAGAAGUCUCUCGGAUUCUUCCUGCAGUGCAAUGGAGAGAGCGAAUCUUCAAGUUGGUCGUGUUACGCUAUGGCGGAACUUAGACUCAUCUCGCACAAGCCUGACACUGAACCGUUUUAUAGAAAGAUUCAACACUUGUUUUAUAGCAAGGAGAACGAUUGGGGUUUCUCCCACUUCAUGUCCUGGAAUGAUGCUCUGGAUCCCGAAAAGGGCUACAUCAAGGACGAUUCCAUUACUCUUGAGGUGCACGUAACCGCUGAAGCCCCACACGGCGUUUCUUGGGACUCUAAAAAGCACACUGGCUAUGUUGGCCUGAAGAACCAGGGCGCUACCUGUUAUAUGAACUCCCUUCUACAAACGCUGUAUUUCACAAAUCAGCUUCGGAAGGCUGUAUAUAAGAUGCCCACAGAAUCUGACGACAGUACUAGGUCAGUUGCGUUGGCUCUUCAAAGAGUGUUCUAUGAGCUGCAGUUUUCUGACAAACCUGUUGGCACUAAGAAACUCACUAAGAGUUUUGGUUGGGAGACAUUGGACUCUUUCAUGCAGCAUGAUGUACAGGAGUUUUUGAGGGUACUUCUAGAUAAAUUGGAGAGUAAGAUGAAGGGUACUUGUGUGGAGGGCACCGUGCCGCGGUUGUUCGAAGGCAAGAUGACGUCAUACAUCAAAUGUAAGAACGUCAAUGUCUCCAGUACCAGAGUCGAGACAUUCUAUGAUAUACAGCUCAAUAUCAAAGGGAAGAAGAAUAUCGACGAGUCGUUCAAAGACUACAUCAGCACAGAGACACUAGAUGGUGAGAACAAAUAUGACGCCGGUGAACACGGUCUGCAAGAGGCAGAGAAAGGCGUUAUAUUCGCCUCUUUCCCUCCCGUGCUGCAUCUGCAUCUGAUGCGAUUCCAAUAUGACCCUAUUACGGAUAGCUCGGUCAAAUUCAAUGAUAGAUUUGAGUUCUACGAACAUAUCAACCUGGACGAGUACCUGCAGGAGAAGCCGGAGACGCCGGCAGACUACACGCUCCACGCAGUUCUGGUGCACUCGGGGGAUAACCACGGAGGGCAUUAUGUGGUCUUCAUCAACCCCAAGGGGGACGGAAAGUGGUGCAAGUUCGACGACGACGUGGUAUCUCGCUGCACCAAACAGGAAGCUAUCGAGUACAACUACGGCGGACACGACGAGGAUAUGGCGCUUACCGUGCGGCACUGUACUAACGCUUACAUGUUGGUCUAUAUCAGAGAUUCACAAUUGAAAACUGUACUACAAGAGGUCACCCAAGCGGACAUACCCACAGAAUUGAGUGAAAGAUUGGCAGAGGAAAAGCGGAUCGAAACUAUCCGCCGCAAAGAGCGCAACGAGGCCCACCUGUACAUGAACGUGAACGUGGUGCUGGAAGAGGCGUUCGACGGUCACCAGGGCAACGACCUCUACGACCCGGAGCGCGCGCACUACCGCGUGUUCCGCGUGCGCAAGCAGGCCACCGUGGCCGAGCUCAUGGAGACGCUGGCGGAGAACUUCCGCUACCCGCUCAAACAUCUGCGGCCCUGGCCCUUCAGCGCCCGCUCCAACCACACAUGCAGACCGACCUGCCUGGACAUAGUCAAUGAUCAACACAAAACUGUAGCAGAUGUCUCGGAGAACAUGAACCCUUGGAACAUAUUCUUGGAGAUGUUGCCCCCGGACUCUGGACUCACAACCUUGCCCACCUUCGACAAGGAGAAUGAUGUGGUUUUGUUCUUCAAGUUUUACGAUCCGAAACAGAAGAGGAUUCACUAUUGUGGACACCACUACAGGCCCAUUGCGAGCAAGCCCGCCGAUCUGAUUCCUAUAUUAAAUAAACGCGCAGGUUUUCCGCCAGAAACCCCUCUGGUGCUAUACGAAGAAAUCAAGCCAGACUUCGUGGAGAAGAUCAAUAAUUACAAUGAUCCUCUUGAAAAGGUAUUGGACGAGCUGAUGGACGGCGACAUCAUUGUGUUCGAGCGCGCCGACCACCGCCACGAGGAGCUGGAGCUGCCCACCUGCCAGGACUACUUCAAGUACAUCUUCUACAAGGUCGAGGUCCAGUUCGUGGACAAGAGCGUGCCUAACGAUCCGGGGUUCACGAUGGAGUUGUCGAUGCAAAUGCGCUACGACCAGAUGGCGCGUGCGGUGGGGCAGCGGCUCAAUGUAGACCCUUAUUUAAUACAGUUCUUCAAGUGUCAGAAUUACAAAGACACACCAGGAAUGCCCCUAAGAUACUCAUACGACGGAAUACUUAAGGAUUUGCUAGUGUACUGUAAACCAAAGUGCCCUAAGAAAUUGUUCUACCAGAUAUUAUCUAUUAAAGUUAACGAAUUGGACAACAAGAAACAGUUUAAAUGUUUAUGGGUUGGUCCAAACUACAAAGAAGAUAAAGAAUUAAUUUUAUACCCAAACAAAGGCGGCAAAGUGGCCGAUAUAUUAGAAGAGGCAGCUAAAGUAGUUGAUAUGUCACCCGAUGGAUCUGGCAGGUUAAGAAUCGUAGAAGUGGCGUGUCACAAAAUAUUACCAGGGCCGGACCCCGAGCUGACGCUGGACCAGGUCACCAUCACCCCGCCCAGACUCUUCAGAAUAGAGGAGAUACCCAGGGACGAGCUACAUUUACAGGAGGACGAGGCACUGGUGCCGUGCGCACACUUCCACAAGCAGGUGUACUCGACGUUCGGCAUCCCGUUCUACUCGCGCGUCAAACACAACGAGCCCUUCCAGGCGCUCAAGGACCGUCUGCAGAAGAAGCUGGACAUACCUGACAAGGAGUGGGAAAAGUACAAUUUUGCUAUAGUAUCAAAUGGCAGACCUAAUUACAUAAGUGAAGGAGCGACAAUAAACAUUUACGACUUCAGGCCAAGUAGUAACGCAAAUCUGUCGCUCCCAGACGCGACGGGGCGGCCGUGGCUCGGGCUGGAGCACAUCAACAAGACGCCCAAGCGCUCCCGCGUCAACUACCUCGAGAAGGCCAUCAAGAUAUACAACUGAGACUCUGCCCGCACUCUCGCGCCGCUGUGCCGCCGUCUCCACGCGAUAGUAACGCAACUAUGAACCAGAUUGCGGAUCACUUUAUAUUUGUUUCUCGACACUGAAUUCGAUCGACGUCGAAGCUCGCAAGUCUACGUCUAGUUUCAACACGGAUUUGUGCCGUCGUAACCAACUUUGAAAUAUCCGAUCCUUUCAAAAGGUCUAAUGUUAUUUAAUAAUUUAAUUAAUAUAAAAAAUCAGUGACGAAAUUUGAAGCUAAUAUUUUGGGAUCCACGAUUGACCUUAUUAUAGUUUAUAUAGGUUUAUGCUGCAUAGUUUAUAUUUUAGCUGGAUAAACAAUGUAAUUUAUUUGCGUACACCUUUGAGUGUGAUGUUCCGUAUGUGCUGUCUUACUAUCGCAUGGAUACGGAAUAAUAAAUAGCCUUACAUACACACAUAAUGUACCACACCGCAACACUGACGAACUCAACGUAAGAAAGAUCUAUUUAUAAAUGUAACCGUUCUUUCGGGGAUCUUUAUCUUUGUCAAAUUAAGACUAAAAUAAAAAAGAAGAUACCUCAUGAGAAUGUGGUAUAUGGCCACACCGUAGUCAAGCUAGCAAAAUAUGAAUUUGUAAUAAUAGCUUGUGUGCCCAUAACAUUUAUAUCAGCGGAAAAAAUCACUAGCAAAUUAAAACUAUUAUCGUACUGUUCAUCCAUCAUAUUACAUAGCAUUUUGUUAUAAUAUCUAUAACUCAUUCGCCUUUUAGCAUGUCCAGUGAUGAAAUCGUGUUGUGGCCUCCUAAUGUCUAGGAAAUAUGAUCCUUAUUCUUUAUUAUAUUAGUGGGGAAUUCCUCAGUUAGAUUGAAUUAUGAGACAUCUAUUUAUACAUUUCGUGCCCAUGAUACAUGUUCUGACCUUUUUUUUAAUUUAGCUGUGAUCCGUUUGAAUUGUUUCAUAUACUUUAAAUAUAUUCCGAUUCAUUCGUUUAAGAUCAAAACCGGUAUGGUACGUUUAGGUCUCUGUCUCAACCUAACUGUUCCCCCAGUUGUUUUGGUGAUUCGGCAAAAUUAAGCGAAUUCACUUUAUUUAGAUACGAAUUUGUACUAUGAGAAUUAUAUAUUGUAAUAACAGUGUUUUAAGAGUAUUUUAUAUAGUCGAAUGUGCCUGUGUGUGAACGCUUAUCAGCCGGUAUGGUCGCCAGUACUCCGUUGAACCUCGUGGACUCGGAUGAUCAAUGAAUUUACUGUAAAAAAAUAUAAAAUGGGGCAGUCAUGGCGGCUGCCGCUUCACUCCUAAUAAGCGAUUGUAUUAAUUGAAUGUUUAGUCAAUUGUGGAUAUAAAUUAACUUAAAACUCUCUGACAUCGCUUGUCUUUUUAUUUUUUUUUUGUACUGAUUUACUGAGAAUUUAUUCCGUUUUAGUUUAUGUAAUUAAAAGCGAUUACUGCUGAUUUGAAAUACUCAAGCCCGAAAAACCUGUAAUGAAAAAAAUGUCUUGUUUUAUUUCGUUUUGUAUAUUUAGCAAUGCAUAUGCAGUUUAAUAUUAUUGUGAAAUGAAUUGGUUACAUCUAAUAUUUUUUAAUUUUAUCAAUCUCAAAAUUUAAAUAAAAUAAGUAUAUAUUUUGAGAUUUAGUUAAUGUAAAGGUCGCAGAUAAUAUUGCUUGUCGCAUUAAAUUUCGCGACUUGAUGUAUAUUACAGAGACUCACCUCGCGAGGCAAAUGCAGUAGUCUGUGAAUUAGCAUGAACAACUAAUUUUAUUUUUAUAUACUACAUAAUGUAUAAAUUUCAAACAAUUUAUAUUACAAGAUAAAUUGUUUGAAAUUUCCAUUGAUAGCAUUGUGAUAGUAAAUAUUAGAGAGGCAUGUACAUAGCUAAUGCACAUUUAUAUUCUAAAAUCAUGUGUAGUGUUGCGCUUUCUCGACAUUAGUAAAUUUACUUCCUGGGGUGGACAUAAGAGCUAAGGUUUUGAAACCUAGUGUAAAAAGUUAUGUGUACUUCGUUUUCUCGAUGCUGGCUCGCGUAAGUAGCUCUUAUGUGAUCACAUAUUGUAUUAAAGGCGAAACGUAAAAUGUGGAAUCUGUUUUAAUUUUUGUCGAAUUACCAAAAGGGUGUAUGUUCGAGGCGCGGAUAUAUAGGGCGGCGAUACGUGUCGGUGUUUCUGGCCUCUAGUGUACACUAGAUUUAACUGCACAUAGAUAUAUACAAAAAUAGGCACGAUAUUGUUAAUUCUGGCUAAAAGCCCACUACUUCAAUACAUGUAUAUGUUACUAUUUAAUUUUUUACUUGACCUGCCAGAAGAAUGUUACGUUAUUAAUAAAUGAUUAUGUCGAAAUUAUGUAUAUAUAUGAUGUAAUAAAUUAAGAAAAAAAUACAAUAAGUUUUCGUGAAGAUGCCUUAGACAUUUCAAGACUCUUUAGUACACUGUGGUAAUAAUUUAAACCUUUCAUUUCCAUUUUAACACAUCGUUAUUUAUAUUGCAGCAGAAUCUUUGGUUUUGCACCUCUAGCUUUGUUUUCAGUACUCUUUUUCCAUUCAAAAUAUAUUUUUUAUUUUAACAAUGUGUGUUGGUUGAGUAUGUUUAAAUAACAUGGUUUGAGGUAUUAUGACACAACCUUAGAAAUAUAGUGGCUUAGAAUACAUGCCAAUAAUUAAAGGCAAAUGGGAUUAUAGUCUUAUUUUUGAAGAUCUAAAUAAAGCAUUGAUCCUAUGACGGCUCGCUGUAAGCAAACACUGGAAUGUUCCGGUGUUUGAUAUGUUGGAUUUGAAUGUUUCACUGAAUAUAAUCCUAUAUUUGUU
This is a messenger RNA of Plodia interpunctella (Indianmeal moth), 6578 nucleotides long. It is a transcript of the gene Usp7, whose product is annotated as ubiquitin carboxyl-terminal hydrolase 7. The transcript is spliced from 23 exons. Gene Ontology annotation, molecular function: protein binding; cysteine-type deubiquitinase activity. Lineage: Eukaryota; Metazoa; Arthropoda; Insecta; Lepidoptera; Pyralidae. Gene Ontology annotation, cellular component: nucleus; cytosol. The record is from RefSeq and is a predicted model, not a curated record. The coding region runs from base 455 to 3802 and encodes 1115 amino acids. Gene Ontology annotation, biological process: regulation of protein stability; protein deubiquitination.